Gordionus sp. m RMFG-2023 is the source of this 2511-nucleotide messenger RNA. Its product is annotated as sodium-independent sulfate anion transporter-like. Lineage: Eukaryota; Metazoa; Nematomorpha; Gordioida; Chordodea; Parachordodidae. Bases 102 to 2273 code for a protein of 723 amino acids. The transcript is spliced from 21 exons. Gene Ontology annotation, molecular function: sulfate transmembrane transporter activity. The record is from RefSeq and is a predicted model, not a curated record. Gene Ontology annotation, cellular component: plasma membrane. Gene Ontology annotation, biological process: transmembrane transport.
AGAUGACACAUAUACGUAUUAGUCUACUUUUUUUUUGGGAGAGAUCAGCUGACUUUCGCCACAAAAUUUAUUCAAUAUUCUUACCUGUAAAAUAAAUUGGAAUGUUAUCUAAGCUAAAAAAGCCUCUUAAAUCCAGACUUAAACGGUUUUUUCCCUUUGUGAGAUGGGCCAAGAAGUACUCCAAGCUGGAUUUGGUUUACGACGUGAUCGCGGGUUUAACGGUUGGCAUGACCGUUAUUCCACAAAGCUUAGCCUACGCCACUAUAGCUGGACUCCCUAUCCAAUAUGGCUUGUACUCUUCUUUCAUGGGUCUCUUCAUGUAUUCCAUAUUCGGGACUUCCAAAGAUGUCACUUAUGGACCAACAGCUGUUAUGUCAUUACUGGUCUAUCAAUACACUCAUUUGACGCGUUACGACAAAAUCGACAACAUUAGCCAAAUAACAUCUAUAAACAGCACAACGAAUAUAAGUGUCACCGACUUUAAAGAGAUGAGAAAUAUGUUGCACAUGCAUUACGCUAUCAUUCUAACGUUCGUGAGUGGAAUCAUGCAAGCUGUCAUGGGAUUUGUACAUUUAGGAUUUCUGAUCAGUUUUAUAUCUCACCCCGUUUUGAACGGAUUUACGAACGCUGCCGCUAUUAUCAUAGCCAUCGGACAAAUUAAAAAUAUUCUAGGGAUCAAAGUUGCCAAAAGCCAUUUUUUACUGGAAACCAUUCACACUUUCAGGGAUAUCGGGAAGACGAACCCUUGGGAUUGCGCUUUGGGAAUAUGCAGCUUGAUCCUUUUGCUCAUCAUGAAGAAAUUAAAUAGGAGUCAAUGGUUAGAGCGAAAACUUUUCAGUGCUAAUGGGAAUAACUCCUCCAACGAUUCCAAUCGAUACGCCAAUAAGUUAUGGCAAAUUCUCAAGAUAUUGAUUCAUAAAUCGGUCUGGCUUUUGUUGACAGGUAGGAAUGCCGCAGUGAUAGCCCUUUCAGCCAUAGUAGCCUAUUGGCUUAAUCAAACGGAUCGCAAGGUCAAUCUGACCCCGUCUGUUCAAGGAGGACUCCCGCCCUGGACCUUCCCCCCUCGUUUUAACUUUCGCUACGAUGGGACUUCCUUGAACGCUUCUUCGAAUAAUAUUUCUUCUAACACCAUAUUCGUUAGCGCCAAGGAAGUCUUUCAGGAUAUCAGUUUCGGCUUUCUAACCAUAUCGCUCAUUGGUAUAUUGGAAAGUUUAGCCAUAGCCAAAUCUUUCGCCAGGAAACAUAAGUAUACCAUAGAUCCAACUCAGGAAUUCGUGGCCUUAGGAAUCUCAAACGUGAUGAGCUCAUUCGUAUCUUCUUACCCCAUCACCGCCAGUUUUUCCAGGCUCAAUUAUGCCCGGAUCGUUUUCACUAAUAGAGUAUCUACUCUCUUUGAAUGUAAGACCGUUUGGCCUUCAAUAACCGCUAUAAAUUCUCAAACUGGCGUCAGGACCCAAGCUGGAGGAAUUUUCACAGGUCUAUUGGUGCUACUAGCCUUAAGGUAUCUAACAAGCUAUUUCAGAUUCAUACCCAAGGCAUCCUUAGCCGCUAUGAUCAUAUCGGCCGUGUUAAAUUUGAUCGAAUACAAAAUAUUCGUCAAAAUUUGGAAAGUCAAAAAAAUGGAUUUUGUGGUCGCUAUUACUACGUUGAUAGCUUGCUUCUUUGUGGGAGUCGAAUUUGGCAUCAUACUCGGGAUCGUUUUAGCCAUGGCUUUCCUAGUUUAUCCCAUCUCCAAACCACAUUUAUAUAUUGAAUUAGAUGAAAAUGAUGCCAAUGGCCUCAAAUAUUACAUUAUAAAACCGAAUCAAUCACUUUUCUACCCUAGCGGUGAAUAUUUCACGGAGACUUUAAUCUCGGAAUGCUUGCUGGAACCAUUAUUGGAACAAGAAGAGGAUGAACCCAGUGAGACUAACGGUUUUAUCAGUGAAAUCAAAGCUAACGGCACUAUCGGUUCCUCCAUUCCCACCAAGAACAAAAAAUUAUCCAAAAUAUUGGCCGACGUGAUCAUCGAUUGUUCUCACAUACAAGAUUUCGAUUUUACCAUUAUCCAAGAGCUCAAAGAAUUGAACAAAGAGUUUAAAGCCAUGAACAAACAACUUGUCUUAUGCAAUAUCAAUGAAAUAUUGGGAGCAAACAUUAUGGAUAAUCUCAAAGACAUCAAAACGUUUAAGUCAUUGAACGACGCUAAGUUAUAUUUUUCAGAAAUAAUAGCUCCCAGUAGUAUGCCUUUGCUGGUUGUGCGAAAGGAAUGUGAUAACGCUAACUUAUGUUAGCAAACGAUUUUGCCCACAAGAUAUAUAUAUAUAUAUAACCAACUUCUAGUCAAUCCCAAAUUAUUUAUUAUUAGAAUUUUAUUAUAAUUUGUAAAAAAAAAUUUUUAUUCCUAAUUUCAUCUUCUUUUCAUUUCCUUUAAAAAAUGGAGAGAAAUUUUUUUUUUAUUUUUUCAUUUACCAAUAUUUAAUAUAUUAUUGUAUGAAGAUAUGUUAAUAAAUUUUGUCAUAUAGAUAUUAA